Sceloporus undulatus (fence lizard) is the source of this 1825-nucleotide messenger RNA. RefSeq names its product solute carrier family 25 member 51 (gene SLC25A51). The transcript is spliced from 2 exons. The coding region runs from base 316 to 1251 and encodes 311 amino acids. The record is from RefSeq and is a predicted model, not a curated record. Lineage: Eukaryota; Metazoa; Chordata; Lepidosauria; Squamata; Phrynosomatidae.
CAUGAAUAUACAAGCGAUGGGAAAUCUGUGUCCCAUCAGUCUUAGCCAGCAUAGCCAGUGGUGAGGAAUGCUGGGAAAUGUAGUCUGACAACAUUUGAAGGAUUACAUGAUUCCCAGUUCUCUGUAGACAUAGAAAUUCCUUCAGAUACUCAAGUCACAAAUUGAGAAAGCUUUAAAGUUGAGCAGCAGUUCUUUGAAAUGAACUCAGAAAUCAUACAAUAAGUCCAAAGAAUUCUUUCAACAGGUAACAGAUGUUCCCAGUGACUGUCCUCAGAUAGUACCUUAGCAACUGAAGUGAUCCAGCUUGAUGAUAAGAUGCUUAGGUCUCUGCCCAGAAAGAAACACUCCAAUAAGGACAGAACAAAUAGCAUGAUGGAUUCAGAAGACCAUUUUCUAAACAAGUCAAAAACUGACCAAAUUGGUCACCGGAUUGUAAAAGUCAGCUCAGGCAAACAUUACGUCUGUGGUUAUUGUGCAGCUAUGACAAACGUUACCAUCACCUUUCCCAUCCAGAAGGUUCUCUUUCGCCAGCAGCUAUAUGGCAUACGUACCAGGGACGCAAUAAGUCAGCUGCAGAAGGAUGGACUCAGGAAUCUGUACCGGGGAGUCCUUCCUCCGCUGAUGCAGAAGAGCACAACCCUGGCAUUAAUGUUUGGCUUAUAUGAAGACUUGUCUUCCAUACUCCUAAGGCACAUGAGUGCCCCUGAAAUUUUGACCCGGAGUUUAGCAGCUGUGCUUGCUGGUACCACAGAAGCUGUUCUGACCCCUUUUGAGCGCGUCCAGACACUUCUGCAGGACUACAAACAUCACGACAAAUUUACAAACACUUUCCAAGCAUUUAGAGUUCUUAGAGAGCAUGGUGUUAGGGAAUAUUAUCGAGGCCUUGUGCCAAUCCUCCUUCGGAAUGGUCCUAGCAAUGCUCUUUUCUUUGGCCUGAGGGGACCUAUCAAACAGUGUUUGCCGGAAGCAACAACCUACAGUACUCAUUUGAUCAAUGAUUUUAUCUGUGGAGGGGUGUUGGGUGCUAUGCUUGGAUUCCUCUAUUUCCCUUUGAAUGUUGUAAAAGCCCGCAUGCAGUCAAAAAUUGGCGGAGAAUUCCAGUCUUUUUCUAAGGUUUUCAUGAAGAUUUGGCUAGAGCGCGACAGGAAAGUGACGCACCUCUUUCGAGGUGCCCAUCUGAAUUAUCAUCGAUCCCUAAUUUCUUGGGGCAUAAUCAAUGCAACAUAUGAAUUCUUGCUCAAAUUACUGUGAAAGAUGUUACGGUUUGUGACGUUCCUUUUCUCAGGUGGGCAUCAGACAACAUUGAGCCGUUUCCAGGGAAUAAUAAUAUUCUGACUGGUAACACUGAGCUCCAUUAACAUUUUGGAAACAUGAUUGCAAACUAAUAGUUCUUUCAGUAGGCAAGGAUGUCAGUUGUUUUAAACAGUGCCUACUUCGCUUGGAAUAUAACUGAAUUCACUGUUAUUGAUGGCCUUUCAGUCUGUGGAUGUGUGAGCUGUAUGGCUAAAAGGAUUGGUUGAAACAUUUCUGGGAAUAAAAGAUGCCAGAAGGUGGGUUCACCCAAAGCCUAAAAAACUGAAUUUUACGUUGGCCUAUAAACAGUUUCUUCCAGAUCACCUUCAACUUUCCUUGACACUCCUAGUCAUCCAAAUAAUGCACUUUGAAGGAAUAUAACUGGGAGAAGACUGAUACUUAAUUUUUUGCUUGGCUCUUUUGUAACAAAUGGUGGGAUGUUUCUAUGAUGCUUCGAAUCACACACACACUCUUAAAAACCUGAAAAGAGACUGCCAAAUUUGGAAAAUAAAUCUGUAGUGCUAGCAUAAAA